Molecule: messenger RNA, 804 nt
Organism: Rhinichthys klamathensis goyatoka
Lineage: Eukaryota; Metazoa; Chordata; Actinopteri; Cypriniformes; Leuciscidae
Gene: dnajc30b
Product: DnaJ (Hsp40) homolog, subfamily C, member 30b
Exons: 1
Coding region: 130-789 (219 amino acids)
Source: RefSeq, a predicted model, not a curated record
ACAAACUGCAUUACACAUAAAGAAGAAGAGCUCUUUAGCCAAUAGUACGCCGUUUCCAGUGUAUCCUGUCUCUGAUUGGUUGAUAUUUUCAUUGUUUUGCCGGAAGUGAGGUCUGGUGAGACUGUGGUGAUGGCGGAGGUCAGCGGCUGUGUGAGGAGUGGCGUUCACAAACUCUGCGGUAUUAAAACACUGCGGUCGCAUUACUAUCAUCCUCCCGCGCCACCGGGAACACGCGCGCACAGCAGCCGCAGCACAGCCGCUGACUCGGACUCCUCCGCGCCGCUCCACCGCAGCCGCACCGCGUACUACGACAUCCUGAAGGUUUCCCCGAACGCCACGCAAGCGCAGAUCAAGAGCGCCUAUUACGAGCAGUCGUUCGUGCAUCACCCGGACCGGAACCUCGGGCGCAGCGAGGAGGCGGCGCGGAGCUUCGCGCUGGUCGCGGAGGCCUACAGUGUGCUCGGCAGCAGCGGCCUCCGGAGGCGUUACGACCGCGGCACACUCGAGCAGAGCGACGUGCAGAGCGCCGGGAGACCGGGCUCCUCGGACGCGUCCAGACAGCGGCCUCGACGCGCCGCCAACGCGCACUUCGACUUCGACGCGUUCUAUCAGGCGCAUUACGGCGAGCAGCUGCAGAGAGAGAGGGAGACGCGACGCCGGGAAGAGCUCCGCCGGAAGCUGCAGCAGGACAACUUCCGGAAGUGGAAACAGGCGAAAGUGACGGAAGUGACGGUGACGUUCCUGCUGAUCUGUGGAGCUGCUGUUCUCAUCAGCCUGAGGUCCUCCUGAGGGAGGGUGUGUGUG